Messenger RNA from Mycosarcoma maydis (corn smut), 2058 nucleotides. RefSeq names its product cAMP-dependent protein kinase catalytic subunit. The transcript has a single exon. Gene Ontology annotation, cellular component: cAMP-dependent protein kinase complex; nucleus. The coding region runs from base 1 to 2058 and encodes 685 amino acids. The record is from RefSeq and is a predicted model, not a curated record. Gene Ontology annotation, molecular function: ATP binding; cAMP-dependent protein kinase activity. Gene Ontology annotation, biological process: peptidyl-serine phosphorylation. Lineage: Eukaryota; Fungi; Basidiomycota; Ustilaginomycetes; Ustilaginales.
AUGUCGUUGAAGCGAACUUUCGACGAUGUCGUGCCAGAUUACACGGCAUCUUAUUUCAACAAUCUUUUCGGUGAGAUGACCGACAAUUUGACAGCAUCACGAUAUCCAGCCAACACUGAUACAGCUCAGGGUAAACAGCGGCGCCUCAGCUUCUUCGACACAAAUGGAGACUGUGCUACGGCUUCGACAUCAGCGCGGCCGCGCGCGCUACCUAGCACCUCCUCUACCGCACGAUUUGUGCCAGGUCUGCAGACGUUUGUCGGCGGUCUGCACAUGUCGCAAGACUCCUUGUUGCCGCGAUCAGACGAUGCACCUCCCCGAUCAUCAUCAGCUACGGCCGCUAGGCGCUCGUUCGAUGCUCCGGAAGUCAUGCAGCCUCUCAUGAUGAGCCGUAAUGCCGACACCGAGCGACGCGCUAGCCAAGCCAUGGCUCGCCGCCAGUCGCAGGCGGCACUCGAAGCCCCCCCAAAUCGUGCAUCGCUCGUCUCGCUGGACGCUCAGCUUGUGCCCGGCGUCUCGCCCGGUUGGCACGUUGAAGCGCACGGUCGACAAGCCAUGGAACUACAAGAUGGCAUUCGCUUCCAAGACGAGGAAGGCUGGACACCGCUCGAAGCCUUUCCUGCAUUGACGCGCCAGGGUAAGCUCGCUGUCAAGCGGGCAAAGAUUCGAAGGAAGCAGCAUCGCCAUCAGUUCGAAAACCAACGCCAAUCACAGUGGGAGACGCUGGUCGAGCCCGACACUAUUGCCGAGCUUCGCCAGUCUCCUGCACUAGCACCCACCGACCUGGUCAAACCUACAUUGGAGACGCGCCCGAGUGGGCGCACCGCGGCCACUCCCGCUCCUGCCUUUGUGGAUAUUGUGAUGAUCGAGGACAUCGUCGACACGCUCUCGGUCCCCUUGCUGGGGGCUUGUGCAUCGCAUGUUUCUCGGCCCACCUUGAUGCCGUCUUUGGCAUCUCGCAGCGGUCCGCCGGCAGCAUCUUCGUCUGACCCAAAGACGUCAUCGUCCUCGACAGAAAAGGUUGCAAAAAGCGUUGGCUCAGCAUCUCCGCUGCGAUCCUCUCCCAACCGUCCUUACGCGCUCUCAGAUUUUGAGGUUGUCGAAACAUUGGGAACAGGUACCUUUGGUCGCGUGUUGUUGGUACGUCUGAAAGAUCGCGACGUUGCGGAUCGCUCGGCCUACUUUGCGCUCAAGGUCUUGGCCAAGACGGAUGUAAUCAAGCUCAAGCAGGUCUCGCAUAUCAACAGUGAGCGCUGCAUUUUGACCAAGGUGGAUCAUCCUUUUCUCGUCAACAUGAUCGCUUCCUUCCAGGAUAGCAAGAACUGCUACAUGCUGAUGGAAUAUGUCGUCGGCGGCGAGAUCUUUUCGUACUUGCGCAGAGCAGGUCAUUUCUCGGCAGACGUAGCUCGCUUCUACAUCUCGACCAUCGUACUGGCUAUCGAAUACCUCCAUAGCAACAAGGUGGUGUACCGAGACUUGAAGCCGGAAAACCUUCUAAUCGACUCGAACGGCUACACCAAGAUCACCGACUUUGGAUUUGCCAAGGAGGUUGAAGAUCGAACUUGGACGCUCUGCGGCACACCCGAGUAUCUUGCGCCAGAAAUUAUCCAGUGCAGCGGUCAUGGUAGCGCCGUCGAUUGGUGGUCAUUGGGCAUUCUGCUUUUCGAGAUGCUAGCCGGCUACCCACCAUUCUACGACCCCAACCCAAUCUUGAUCUAUGAAAAGAUUCUGGCUGGCAACCUCGUCUUUCCCGAGGAGAUUGACCCGCUCUCGCGCGACCUCAUCUCGAGCCUUCUAACGGCUGACCGUAGCAGGCGUCUCGGCAACCUUCGUGGUGGUGCGAAUGACGUCAAGAACCAUCCUUGGUUCCAUGGUGUCGACUGGAAGGCGUUACAGGAGGGCAGGAUCCUUCCUCCCAUUGUUCCCUACCUCGGGCGACCAGGCGACACAUCCAACUUUAGCAAGUACGAGCCAGCCAGACCGAGCGCCAUGCCUGGCCUGUAUGGCGCUGAUUCAGGUCAUCAUGAUUUAUACGCCGACCUCUUUCCAGACUUCUAA